Molecule: messenger RNA, 2847 nt
Organism: Ailuropoda melanoleuca (giant panda)
Lineage: Eukaryota; Metazoa; Chordata; Mammalia; Carnivora; Ursidae
Product: dedicator of cytokinesis protein 2
Exons: 26
Coding region: 189-2762 (857 amino acids)
Biological process (GO): small GTPase-mediated signal transduction; cell migration; myoblast fusion
Cellular component (GO): cytoplasm; plasma membrane
Molecular function (GO): guanyl-nucleotide exchange factor activity; small GTPase binding
Source: RefSeq, a predicted model, not a curated record
GACAGCAGGGAGGAGCAGUGAUUCUCAGUAUCCAGAGAUCUCACCAUGCUGUCCCUUUCUUCUAUUUCACAGCCAUAUACAACUUUCAAGGGAAUGGAGCCUCCCAGCUCUCCCUGCAGAUUGGUGAUGUGGUGCGAAUACAGGAGACCUGCGGAGAUUGGUAUAGGGGAUACCUCCUAAAGCACAAAAUGUUACAGGGCAUUUUCCCUAAAUCCUUUAUCCACAUCAAGGAAGUGACAGUGGAGAAAAGAAGAAAUAUCGAGAACAUCAUUCCUGCAGAAAUUCCUCUGGCACAAGAAGUGACAACGACACUUUGGGAAUGGGGCAGCAUCUGGAAACAGCUCUACGUGGCCAGCAAAAAGGAGCGGUUUAUGCAGGUGCAGUCCAUGAUGUAUGACCUGAUGGAGUGGCGGUCCCAGCUCCUCUCAGGAACUCUGCCCAAAGACGAGCUGAAGGAACUGAAGCAGAAAGUCACGUCCAAAAUUGACUAUGGCAACAAAAUACUUGAGCUUGAUCUGAUUGUCAGAGAUGAUGAUGGAAAUAUCUUGGACCCUGAUAAUACCAGCGUCAUCAGCUUGUUCCAUGCACACGAGGAAGCGACUGAUAAAAUCACAGAGCGCAUCAAGGAAGAAAUGUCAAAAGACCAGCCAGAUUAUGGAAUGUAUUCCCGGAUCUCCUCAUCCCCCACUCACAGCCUCUAUGUCUUUGUGAGGAACUUUGUGUGCCGAAUUGGGGAAGAUGCUGAACUCUUCAUGUCUCUCUAUGACCCCAACAAGCAAACGGUCAUAAGUGAGAACUACUUGGUGCGAUGGGGCAGCAAGGGCUUCCCGAAGGAGAUCGAGAUGCUCAACAACCUGAAAGUGGUCUUCACGGAUCUCGGAAACAAAGACCUCAACAGGGAUAAAAUUUACUUGAUUUGUCAAAUAGUCCGAGUGGGGAAGAUGGAUCUCAAGGAUACGAAUACAAAGAAGUGCACGCAGGGACUGAGGCGGCCCUUUGGGGUGGCAGUUAUGGACAUAACAGACAUCAUCAAGGGGAAAGCAGAGAGUGAUGAAGAAAAGCAGCACUUCAUUCCUUUUCACCCAGUGACUGCUGAGAAUGACUUCCUCCACAGUCUGCUGGGCAAAGUCACAGCCUCCAAGGGAGACAGUGGAGGGCAAGGUCUCUGGGUGACCAUGAAGAUGCUUGUGGGUGACAUCAUUCAGAUCCGCAAGGACUACCCACACCUGGUGGACAGGACCACUGUAGUGGCCAGGAAGCUGGGCUUCCCAGAGAUCAUCAUGCCAGGGGAUGUCAGGAACGACAUCUACAUCACUCUCUUACAAGGCGACUUUGACAAGUACAACAAGACCACGCAGAGGAACGUAGAAGUGAUCAUGUGUGUGUGCGCGGAGGACGGCAAAACGCUGCCUAAUGCAAUUUGUGUGGGAGCUGGGGACAAGCCUAUGAAUGAAUAUCGGUCCGUUGUGUACUAUCAAGUCAAACAGCCACGGUGGAUGGAAACAGUCAAGGUGGCUGUCCCGAUUGAAGACAUGCAGAGGAUCCAUCUGAGGUUCAUGUUUCGACAUCGGUCAUCCCUGGAAUCUAAAGAUAAAGGAGAAAAGAACUUUGCCAUGUCCUAUGUGAAGUUGAUGAAGGAAGAUGGGACCACUCUGCAAGAUGGAUCCCAUGACUUGGUCGUCCUAAAGGGGGAGAGUAAGAAGAUGGAGGAUGCCAGUGCUUACCUGACACUUCCUUCUUACCGACACCAUGUGGAAAACAAGGGGGCCACCUUAAGUCGAAGCUCCAGCAGUGUUGGGGGGCUCUCCGUCAGCUCCCGGGAUGUAUUCUCCAUUUCCACCCUAGUGUGUUCCACAAAGCUCACCCAGAACGUGGGCUUGCUGGGUUUGCUGAAGUGGCGUAUGAAGCCUCAGCUGCUACAGGAGAACUUAGAGAAAUUGAAGAUUGUCGAUGGAGAGGAAGUGGUGAAGUUUCUCCAGGAUACUCUGGAUGCCCUCUUCAAUAUCAUGAUGGAGCAUUCUCAAAGUAAUGAGUAUGAUAUCCUCGUCUUUGAUGCUUUGAUCUACAUAAUAGGACUCAUUGCUGAUCGGAAAUUCCAGCAUUUCAAUACUGUCUUGGAGGCUUACAUUCAACAGCACUUCAGUGCCACGUUGGCUUACAAGAAAUUGAUGACGGUGCUGAAGACUUACUUGGAUACCUCCAGCAGAGGGGAGCAAUGUGAGCCGAUCUUAAGAACUCUGAAAGCUUUGGAAUAUGUGUUCAAGUUCAUUGUUCGGUCGAGGACAUUAUUUUCACAGCUUUAUGAAGGCAAAGAACAGAUGGAGUUUGAAGAAUCCAUGAGACGGCUCUUUGAAUCUAUCAACAACCUGAUGAAAAGUCAAUAUAAAACAACCAUCCUUUUGCAGGUGGCGGCUUUGAAAUACAUCCCAUCUGUCCUCCAUGAUGUAGAAACGGUCUUCGAUGCAAAGUUACUCAGCCAACUCCUAUAUGAGUUCUAUACCUGCAUCCCCCCCGUGAAACUCCAGAAGCAGAAAGUCCAAUCCAUGAAUGAGAUAGUCCAGAGCAACCUCUUUAAGAAGCAAGAAUGCCGGGACAUUCUUCUUCCUGUCAUCACCAAAGAACUGAAGGAGCUGCUGGAACAGAAGGAUGAGAUGCAACACCAGGUCCAGGAGAAGAAGUACUGUGUCGAACUACUCAACAGCAUUUUGGAGGUGCUCAGCUGUCAAGAUGCGGUUCAUUUGGCAACCUCACCUUGUCUUUGAGUAACGUCCAAGAGUACUCUCCUCCUAGAUGGGCUGAUUUCAGAGGACUGGGCAGACUUAAAUAACCAAGUAUUUUGUAAGUAUU